Messenger RNA from Mytilus trossulus (common blue mussel), 1753 nucleotides. RefSeq lists its product as uncharacterized. The record is from RefSeq and is a predicted model, not a curated record. Bases 1 to 1698 code for a protein of 565 amino acids. NCBI's taxonomy places the organism in Eukaryota, Metazoa, Mollusca, Bivalvia, Mytilida, Mytilidae. Gene Ontology annotation, molecular function: zinc ion binding. The transcript has a single exon.
AUGUCGACUGCGCAAUCAACAGUGAAAACGGAAAUUCAGGCGGCACUGACUUGUGAGAUUUGUGAAAAUGAUCGUAAACUGAAAUGGAAGUGCAUUGACUGUGGACGCUUCAUGUGUCAAAGAUGCCGAGAUGUAGUCCAUCCAAAAUGGCCAUCGGCUCAGGAUCACACCGUUGUAAAUAUAAAGGAUGUUGGUCGAAAACAAAAAUCGACUGGUACUGAAACACAUAAACUAGACUUUACCAAGCUAAAAUGUAGUAAACAUGCGGGACAAAACUCCUGUCUUUUUUGCAAUUCUUGUGGCAAGCUUGUGUGCGCGACAUGUGUUGCUAAAACCCACAAGAAACACGACUUGUUAGAAAUUAGCGAAGGAUAUGAAAAUCGUAUUGAAAGUAUUACAAAUGAACAGAAGACUAUCGGAAAGAAAAUCAAAAUCCUAAUUGCAGCGACGAAAAAGCUAGAGGAAAGAAAGACAUGUGAGCAAUCUACAUAUGAAAAGGUUAAACAAGAAGUUUUUAACUUUGAAAAAGUUUUGGUUGAACAGAUAAAGCAACGAACAAAUCAAAUUGUUGCUGAACUUGAUCAGAGUCUCAAAACAUUUACAGAACUAGUUGCCAAAGAAGAAAGGGAGGCGAAGAGAAAAGAAAGGACGUUGAAAGAAAAACGGGAUGAACUGGUGCGAUUAACGGAAACACGAAAUGCUCAAGAGGUAUUCUCUUUCUCAGAAUCAUUGGAGCCAUCCUUUGAAGUUAACGUGAAGACUUCAUUUCCAAAUAUACCAACCUUCUGUCCGGGAGACUUAUCAAACAUUGAACAUGGUAGGCUGGAAAACAGUAUUUCAAAAGACAUCAAAUUACAGGUCGUCACUCAAUUUACAAUUGACACCGAGGCUGUCAAUGACCUUGUUUCUUGUCCUGACGGUUCAUUCUGGGUCUAUAACGAUACAUCAAGACAGGUACAAAAGGCAAUCCCCGACGCCGAUACCCUCAAGAUAUUUCCGAAUGUAAAACUAGACAUGAUAGAUAUGUCUUCUUUCUCUAAUGGGGAAAUUCUUGCAUCAAUUCUUGAAUCGUCCAACCUAGUGUACAUACAGCCUGAUAAACAAAAAGUACAGAAUUCAAAUUUCAGUGUCGCUCCUUUAGCUACACUUGCCGUUCACAUAACUCGUGAUGAAAAGGUUAUAGUAGGGGCAGCCGAGAAAGGGGGUUGGUUUCCAAUUCAAGGACCAGGACAACUGAUCAUAAUGGACCAAACAGGGCGUUGGAGAAAACUUUUUGAAGUUGACAGCAAAAACAAACCGUUAUUUAGUGUACCAGUCCGUGUAACUACCAGUAGUGACAGUAACAUGGCUGUUAUAGAUGUUAUCUCUAAUGAUUUAUUAGGGAGAAUCAUCGUGCUGAAUGAAGGAGGGAAGGUUUUAAACAUCUAUACUGGAAAUCCACAGAUAAAUAAUGAACAUUGCCCUUUUAGUCCAAUGGACAUUGUCACUUCACAAUCGGAUAGUUUUGUAAUUGCUGAGAGUUAUAAUUGUUUUCUACAUAUUCUUAGUAGUUCAGGAGUUUUAAUGCAAUAUAUAGAUAUUAAAAAGGUUGGAAUAGAACUACCGAAGUCUCUGGCUGUGGAUUAUAACGGACACUUUUAUAUUGGAAGUGAAAAAAGUAAACAAAAAGCCAAAAUAUUUGUCCUGGAGAAUUUCUAAUUUGAAAAAUAUAUUUUGAAAAUAAAUCCCAGAUUCAUUGUUUUCGUUCUAAUCU